AAGCGUAAACGCGGCAUUUAUUUAGCUACAAGUUCUCCUUCACGUUCAGCUCGCGUGAAGAAGAUUCGACUAGCGCUCGCGCCUCGGCUCCGUUUUCGGAACUUUCAAUCACAGGCGCCUCUCUCUCUCUCUCUCUCUCUCUCUCUCUCUCUCUCUCUCAGUUCCUUCGUGUGCCUCCUACGUUCUUGCGCGCGCCGCGCGUUGCGGACGUUUCCACACCGCGUGCAUGAGUCCCGGAGAAAAGGCAGCGAAAGAGGGAUUUUAGAGCAUCAUCGAGCGGAGGUGAAAAAAUGGUUUUAGGCUGAGUGACCAACUUGUGAAGGUUGUGUGGGGGUCACUCCAGCCACUCCAUUGUGAGGCCACUCAGCUCACUGUGACCGAUCAGUCCAAACAGCAGUGGGCAGAAUGAAGCGAACUGGGGCCAUUUUCCUUCCCCUCCUCAUCCUCCUCUUCAUCUCUCUGAUGCAGCCCACACGUUCUGAGAGUUCCAACUGUGUCAUCAAGAGAGAGCAGGAGAGAUGCAUGGAGAGGAUCGCACUGCACGACCCCAUGCAGGACCAGGAGUUUGGCUGUGCUUGGGAGUGGGAUAACCUGACAUGCUGGCAGGCUGCCAGCAUAGGCGAGAUUGUCGUGGUCAACUGCCCUGAGCUCUUUGGGUUUAUGAGUCCCGAGGAGGGCCUUGGGAAGAUCAGCAGGAACUGUACUGAAGACGGCUGGUCUGAACCUUACCCACAUUACGUGGAUGCCUGCCUGCCUGAUGAGAAUGGCACCAAACCUGAUAUGUACUAUGCAUCAGUGAAGGCUCUUUAUACAGUGGGCUACAGCACCUCCCUGGUGUCCCUCACCACUGCUAUGGUCAUCCUUUGCAGGUUCAGGAAGCUGCACUGCACCAGGAACUUCAUCCACAUGAACUUGUUUGUGUCGUUCAUCCUGCGAGCCAUCUCCGUCUUCAUUAAGGAUGGGGUAUUGUAUGCUGAGGAAGACAGUGACCACUGCUUUGUCCACACGGUGGCAUGUAAAGCAGUGAUGGUGUUCUUCCACUACUGUGUCAUGUCUAAUUACUUCUGGCUCUUCAUCGAAGGCCUGUAUCUCUUCACUCUGCUGGUGGAAACCUUCUUCCCAGAGAGGAGAUACUUCUACUGGUACACCAUCAUUGGCUGGGGAACCCCAACCAUUUGUGUGACGAUAUGGGCGGUUUUGCGGCUGCAUUUUGAUGACUCUGGCUGCUGGGAUAUGAAUGACAACACUGCCCUCUGGUGGGUGAUCAAGGGACCUGUUGUUGCUUCUAUUAUGAUUAACUUUGUGCUCUUCAUUGGGAUCAUCAUCAUCCUCGUCCAGAAGCUGCAGUCUCCAGAUGUUGGAGGGAAUGAGUCCAGCAUUUACCUCAGCUGUGCACAGAAAUGCUUCAGUGAGCCAGCACAGGCUGUCCAGCAUUCGUGCAGGAUGUCAGAGCUUUCUGCCAUCACCCUGAGGUUGGCCCGCUCCACCCUGCUGCUCAUCCCUCUGUUCGGUAUCCAUUACACUGUGUUUGCCUUUUCUCCCGAGGACGUCAGCAAGAGGGAGAGACUGGUGUUUGAACUAGGCCUCGGAUCGUUCCAGGGGUUUGUGGUAGCCGUGCUCUACUGUUUCCUGAAUGGAGAGUUUCUGCCUGAAGGUGCAGUCGGAGAUCAAGAGGAAAUGGCGCAGCUGGACGGUGAACAGGUACUUUGCUGUGGACCUGAAGCAGCAGCGUCACCCUUCGCUAGCGAGCAGUGGGGUGAACGGGGGCACGCAGCUGUCCAUCCUGAGCAAGAGCAGCUCGCAGAUCCGCAUGUCCAGCCCCCAGGCCGAGAGUGCCAACCUCAACCUGCCCACCUGAGCGCCUGAUUGGCUGCGCCCAACGUGACUCCUCCCCCAAAAGCCCACCCCUCCGAUCCAACCGACUACAGCCAGGACAGUGUAGGGCCUUAAAGCGCUACUUACUGAUCUCUUUCAAGUAAAGAAACAAAUCACUAAUCAUGAUAACUUAAAUUGUGAAAAUACAUAUUUUACGGAGAUUCAAACAAUCUCACUCAGAUUCACACCAAGGAUAAACUUUGGAGCCAAAUAUGCGCUCAGGCUUUAGGAAAACAGCAGUGCUUUCUAAUAGUAAUCUAAUUGUGGAGCUUUCUGCCAAAUAACACUCCGAAAAUUGAAGACAGUACAGUUUCAGUCAUAUUAAUUGCAUAUUUUCAGCAUUUUCCUCCUUCUCAUUGGCAGCCAGUCUGACUGGAUGGAGAGAGCACAUCCAACUGCCUAUAAAACAUUGAGAGUGAAAUGAAACUAAUGCAUUUCAUGAGUGAGUACUACUAAAAUGACCCUAUUACAUUCAUUUUCCAGAAAGAUAAACGUCGACAUUGUGUAGAAUCGGAAAGAAAACAACAAAAAUGGCAAGAUUAACGAAUACAUAGCAAGAUUUAUGCAUAAGAAUUUUCAGCCAUUUUUCAUCAAAACCAAUUGUAAGUGCCAAAAUAUGAUUAUUUUGAUAUUCUCUUAUUUCCAGGCUAUGGUGUUUAUCAAAGUGACCAUUUAAAAGAAAUCAAAUAUAUUUCACAUCGCUUGUAUAAAUGCCUAAUGCCUAAGCUGAUUACUGUUGGAAUCGACAAAGAGGUUGUAAAAUGUAUUUUUUUUACAAUCAGCCGCAAGUACAGAGUAUGUCAACAACAUGAAGACUUGUGAAUUAGCAACUAAAUUCAUGUAAAUGUAGUUUAUGUGUUUAUCUAUCUUUUGUUGGUAGAUUUUUUUAGGUCAACACUGCAAGUAAAUAUCAGCAUCUGAUGUAAAAGUCCUUAAAGGGGCACUCUGGCCAGAAAGAAAAGCUUAGCCAUUAGUUCAUCUGUUAUAAACAUGCCUACCUGUAUCCUAAAGCGGUGCCGUAGUAGUAUCUAGAGUGAGAUUCUCUGGUUUUAGUAAUAGGAAAACCAUCCCUUGAUGAUGUAUCUUGAAGGUGGGAGGAACCUGAAAUGGUACACCUGCUUUGGGUUGGAUACUUGAGCAUGGGCUGUGAGGAAGUCUGUAUUUAUUGGGCUCUACAUCAGUGGCUAUGUUAGCAGUCAGGAUUUCUUUAUCACUGUGGGAGCAUUUCCAAUUGUAUUUGCGAAAUGCAUUCUGGGUAUUGUAGUGAUAGAUGUAAAAACCAAAAGGACCGAAAAUCAUGUUCUGAUGAGGGGUCCGAAGCUGUGAAACAGAAUGUGAAGUAACGUAAUAAAUAGCAUAUUAAAGGCUUGUUUUAGGCCGGAAUGCCCCUUUGAAGUUGAAUCAGUAAGAAAUUCUAAGGUUAUUUUGACAAAUUCUCAAUAAACAAGGAAGCCAAACCUCAGACAGAGAAAAUAAUGAUGUUAAAAUAUAUCAUGUUAAUAGGUUGUAAUCUUUAUAGUGCUUGCAUAUGAGAAGUUGCCUCAUUUGUGUAUUUCAGAACAGAAAUGACAAGAAAACAAAAGUUAAAUAGAUGCUCUGAAAGAGGCCCUAAAACAGCUAGUUUUGUGUUUUACCAACUCUUGAAAGUGCCUAUUGGUCAGAAAAUAUAAAUAGUUAUACUAGUAUUACAAUAUAAAAAAUACUAUUAAGCUAGCGUUUGACACUGACAUUGAAUUGUAUCUCACGGAUGCACUGUUGAUGUUUUUCAAUUUAAAUUCAAUUAAUUCUUUUCUCCUGAGAUAUUAGAGCAGUGCUCUGUUGCUAAUAUAGAAAGCCAGCCAUAGUGCACAAUGGACUGUGAGAAUGUUUGACUGCAAAUAAAUCAAUUUUAGGGCUAAAAUGUUCCCAGUGAAUGAAGGGAAAAUUGAUUCUCGAACCCUUUAUUAAAUAUGGUUUGAUGUCAAUAUAUUCACAUAACCAAAACUCUGCUGACAAUCACACUGGCAUUUGUUUCAGAUUUUUUAUUUUUUAUUUUAUUUUUUGGUGCGACAUAAACAUUAGCAGGUGAUCGAGAUAUAUCUUGAUGUGUUUAAUUGUAUUUCUAUUUUUAUUUUUUUUAUUUUAUUCCUUCACUCAAUUUGAGGUCAUGACCUCUGAUGUCAGAAAAAAAAAUAUGUAUAGAACAUUAGCACACCUGUACCGGUCAUCGUUCUGUGAAAUCGAAUGGAUAAAACGUCAUGUGCAAUAUAUUUGUGCUUUUACUGCAGACGCUAGUGGAUUAUGGGUACUGGUCAAGGAGGUUGCUCUUUUGUGGCUUGCCAUGUUUCAGUGAUUGUCCUGUAACUGCUUUGUAUAAUUCUGGUCUUGGACAUUUUUUAAUCUGUCGAUUAAGAGUCGAGAUUUAUUUUUGUUUUCACGUGUGUGAACGUUCACAAGAGUCGCUAAGGUGCACACAGUGGCAAACGUGUAAAAUACUUCUAUACAUACUGCAAGUUAAGGCUUUGUUCAGUCUGAAGAUGAAUGCAAAUAUUUGACAUUUUAAUCUAAUUCAGCAACAAUACAGCGUGCAGGUUUAAGGACAUUGUGUCUUUUAAAACAUCAGUGUGAUAGUUAUGUUCACAAUUGUUGUUGUAUUGUGUCUUAAAAGAAUACUGUAGCAUUUUCCAUCCUAACCUCUACAGUAUGUGCUGCAUCUGCUGGAUACAGUGUUUUCCUGUACUUGGAAAAGAGCUGAAAACGUUGAAUGAAACAUUAGAAGCCUACACACUUAAAAAUGAUUUUUCUUCAAGGGUUCUGUAGUAAAGAAAAUGGUUCUAUAUAAAACCAUGAACACUCAAAGAGCCCUUUGCAUGAUUAAAGGGUUUCUUGCAUUGUGAAAGCGUU
Messenger RNA from Pygocentrus nattereri (red-bellied piranha), 4758 nucleotides. It is a transcript of the gene adcyap1r1a, whose product is annotated as adenylate cyclase activating polypeptide 1a (pituitary) receptor type I. The transcript has 15 exons. Lineage: Eukaryota; Metazoa; Chordata; Actinopteri; Characiformes; Serrasalmidae. Gene Ontology annotation, biological process: adenylate cyclase-modulating G protein-coupled receptor signaling pathway; cell surface receptor signaling pathway. The coding region runs from base 406 to 1866 and encodes 486 amino acids. The record is from RefSeq and is a predicted model, not a curated record. Gene Ontology annotation, molecular function: vasoactive intestinal polypeptide receptor activity; peptide hormone binding; G protein-coupled peptide receptor activity. Gene Ontology annotation, cellular component: plasma membrane; neuron projection.